AUGGGCUUGGAAGCAUUUCCGAGGGCUGAGAAACAGUCAGCAUGCCUGCGAAUAUUCAGCAAGGUCACCUCCUGGACAGUGCACGGCAUCUGGCCGACCAAGGCAGGCACGAAGGGCCCACACAACUGUCAGAAGCUGCCGUUUGACAUCACCAAGCUGACAUUGCUGGAGCCGCGCCUGCUGGAGUUCUGGCCCAACGUGUUCGCCGGGAAGUCCGUCUACUCCCUCUGGAAGCACGAGUGGACCAAGCACGGCACCUGCGCCGCCGAGCUGCCGUCGAUCGGUGACGAGCGCGACUACUUCGCGCUCGGCCUGGCCUGGGUGGGCCGCUACCAGAUGCUGCCGCUGCUUGCGGCCGGCGGCGUGCGGCCCGGCGCCGCCGCCUACAGCUGGAGCCAGGUCCGCGACGCGCUCCGGGCUCGCUUCAGCCACCACAUGGUGGUCGACUGCGAGUUAGACACGGAGACGAAGCGCUGGUACUUGUCUCAGAUCAAGAUCUGCCUGGACAAGUCGUUUGAGCUGAUGGACUGCCACAACCACGUGGAUGUCAUCACCACCAACUGCCCGGCCGAGGGCAUACUGUACCCGCCCAUCGUGCCGACCCCGGCGGCGGCGGCCAGGAGCGAGCUGUGCCAGGCGUACGUCACAGUGGCCGCAGCUGAACAGCCAGUGGGCAAUAUCACCUGGGACUUUCUUAUCUUCACUCAGCAGUGGCCUCAGACAACGUGCAUCGCGUACAAGGGCGAGAACAGUCAGCAUGCCUGCGAAAUAUUCAGCAAUGUCACCUCCUGGACAGUGCACGGCAUCUGGCCGACCAAGGCAGGCACGAAGGGCCCACACAACUGUCAGAAGCUGCCGUUUGACAUCACCAAGCUGACAUUGCUGGAGCCGCGCCUGCUGGAGUUCUGGCCCAACGUGUUCGCCGGGAAGUCCGUCUACUCCCUCUGGAAGCACGAGUGGACCAAGCACGGCACCUGCGCCGCCGAGCUGCCGUCGAUCGGUGACGAGCGCGACUACUUCGCGCUCGGCCUGGCCUGGGUGGGCCGCUACCAGAUGCUGCCGCUGCUUGCGGCCGGCGGCGUGCGGCCCGGCGCCGCCGCCUACAGCUGGAGCCAGGUCCGCGACGCGCUCCGGGCUCGCUUCAGCCACCACAUGGUGGUCGACUGCGAGUUAGACACGGAGACGAAGCGCUGGUACUUGUCUCAGAUCAAGAUCUGCCUGGACAAGUCGUUUGAGCUGAUGGACUGCCACAACCACGUGGAUGUCAUCACCACCAACUGCCCGGCCGAGGGCAUACUGUACCCGCCCAUCGUGCCGACCCCGGCGCCGGCGGCCAGGAGCGAGCUCGUCAACAUAGUGGAGGUGCAGUUGCUGGCUGAUGAGCCGCCGCAGGACCUUUACCGUUCGUGGUACGGGCUUCGCGUGUGAGAUCGGGCGGCCCGACGGCGGCCGUGGUGCGGCUCAUCACGGGCCGGGGCUCGACUCUCCUGUCCUGAGCGAGGGCUCGACUCCGGGCUCUGGCUCCGGGCUCCGUUACCGGCCGGGGCUCCACUGCGGGCUCCGUCACGGGCCAGGGCUCAACUGCAAGCUCCGUUACGGGCCGGGGCUCGACUGCAACCUCAUUCAAGGGCCAGGGCUCGACUGCGGGCUCCGUCUCGACCCGGCACCCCUCGCCCAGCGUCCGUCUCAAGCCGGCACCCCUCGCUCAGCUCCCGUUCCGGGCCGGAGUUCCGCUCUACCCGCGUUCAGUCAGAGCCUCCUGAGCCGGCGGCGUGCUGUUGUGCCGUCGUUUCGCCCCUCUUCGACGCUGGCUCCUCCCCUGGCGCAGCGGUGACCGGGCGUCUCGCCGAGCGCGCCGCGCUGGUGGUACCACCGCGGUGCGUCCAGCGCCACUUGCGCGGCUCCGGUCGGCUGCGGUCGCUCGCGCUGCCCCUUGCUCGCUGUGUCCCCCAUGGAUGCGUUAUUUGUGCACUGUUUGUAUGCACUGCCUGUGGCAUAGUACUUGCAGGCCCACUUCGCGGAGAGCUGCUGUGUGUUUGCCCGUGAAGGAUGUAUUGGCGGGAAGGGACGGGCGCGCAAUUCAAUAGACAUUUAGAACCGGCGUCAAGAUGUUGCUCGUUUGUGAGGCUCGGUGCCGUGCAACCAGACGUGGCUGUGCUCGUGUCCUGAAGAUGCUUCGCCGAUAGCAUGUGCCAGGAGUUUGACAAUGCAAUGCUUUUCAUUGAACUUGACUGUUCAUGUCGCGGAGUUGUCAUACGGCGAAUGUGGCGGUAAAAAGGAAAAUUGCACGACUUAUGCUUUGAGAUCGCGGUGUAGUUUUUAUUGGCUUUGUCUGGAGUUUCCAUUUUACCGUUCCCAGCUGGUAUGAUGAACUGAGCAUAAAGGACAGUGUUCACUUGCAAUAUGACAAUAAUAAACCUGUCAAUGUUUUC
Molecule: messenger RNA, 2432 nt
Organism: Pollicipes pollicipes
Lineage: Eukaryota; Metazoa; Arthropoda; Thecostraca; Pollicipedomorpha; Pollicipedidae
Exons: 10
Coding region: 1-1428 (475 amino acids)
Biological process (GO): RNA catabolic process
Cellular component (GO): extracellular region
Molecular function (GO): ribonuclease T2 activity; RNA binding
Source: RefSeq, a predicted model, not a curated record